CUCCCACACUCCGCCCGCCCGCGCGAGAGACGUGAUGGCCGCGCCGCGUUCCAGUUAGUUGGUGGCCGGCUCUGGUGGCUUUACUACUCCAGCUCGUUCGCACGCUCGUCUCCCUUCAGCCGCCGCCGACGACGAUGCGCGCCGCCGACAGGUGAUCUUCAGCCAGCUCUUCUUACUAUUCCUUCUGCGCCGACGACUCCGGUCCAGUGACAGACAAACAGUACCACAUUCUUUGUGCAGUGCGACCGAUUGACACGUACGACUGUCCUCACUCCCGAGAGACACGCACGGGCACGACUCCAGCAGCACCGCCGGACACAUUCUUCAAGGUUGCGCCUUCCUGACGUACUUCAACCGGGACAGCGCGCUGACCGCCCAACGCGUUCUGCAUGAGCACACGACUCUGCCAGGGAUGAACCGUCCUAUUCAAGUCAAACCUGCAGAGAGUGAAAACCGCGGAGACGAUCAGCCGUUGUAAGAGGCACUCGCUCUCACUCACUCAGGCACCGCCCGAACUACUUCUUGACUUCUGCGAGUUUGGAAGUAGCGCGCCCACCCACCCGCCAUGUGUGGUGAACAGAAGAACGCAAGCUUUUCGUGGGUAUGCUAAGUAAGCAACAGACUGAAGAGGAUGUUCGACAGCUUUUCACGCCAUUCGGAACAAUAGAAGAGUGCACGAUUCUCAGGGGACCCGACGGAGCUAGCAAAGGUUGUGCUUUUGUCAAGUUCGGCUCGCACCAGGAAGCGCAAGCAGCUAUUUCUAACCUGCACGGUAGUCAAACUAUGCCGGGAGCCUCUUCGAGCCUAGUGGUGAAGUUUGCAGACACUGAGAAAGAACGCCAGUUGAGACGUAUGCAGCAAAUGGCCGGCAACAUGAGUCUCCUCAACCCUUUCGUUUUCAACCAGUUCGGCGCUUACGGAGCUUAUGCACAGUGCGACGGAUUGCAGCAGCAGGCAGCCCUGAUGGCCGCGGCUACUGCGCAAGGUACCUUCAUAAACCCCAUGGCGGCGCUCGCAUCCCAGAUGCCUCAUGGCGCCCUCAAUGGUAUGGCGAACCCUGUCGUGCCUCCUACCUCAGGAGCGGGUACAGGUCAGCCUGUGAACGGGGCUAUCCCCAGCCUUCCCUCCCCCACCAUGCCCAACUUCAAUAUGGCGGCACAAACCCCUAACGGUCAACCCACCCCAACCGACCCUGGGGUCUAUACUAAUGGCAUGCCACAAACGUACCCUGCACAUGGCCUUCACCUGUCCAUUUCAGCCCAAGGUAUGCCGAACGGAGAGGCGGCUCUGCAACACGCAGCCUACCCUGGAAUGCAGCCGUACCCCGGAGUCGCUUAUCCCGCAGUAUACGGCCAGUUCACGCAAGCUAUUGCCCAACCCAUUACGGCAGUUCCCCCUACUCAGAGGGAAGGGUGUUCGAUCUCGGGACCAGAGGGGUGCAAUCUCUUCAUCUACCACUUACCUCAAGAGUUCGGAGACGCCGAGCUUAUGCAAAUGUUCCUUCCGUUCGGAAACGUCAUCAGUUCAAAAGUCUUUAUCGACCGGGCAACGAACCAGAGCAAAUGCUUCGGUUUCGUCAGCUUCGACAACCCUGCGAGCGCCCAGGCAGCCAUCCAGGCUAUGAAUGGCUUCCAGAUCGGCAUGAAGAGACUCAAAGUGCAGCUCAAGAGGCCCAAGGACGCCAACCGUCCUUACUAACCUCACUUUCAACCUAGGGACCGAUCACUUUGUGUGAAUGGUGUGCCAUGCAAGAUUCGCUGAAAUGCUUCUACUUCUCGCUCGGUGACACUUCUUCGCCAGGAGCGUACUUUGCGGCGACGACGCCCCCUUCUUCGUAAAAUUAGCAAGAUUGAUUGGAUGCGAUUGCGGUUUAUCAUGAGAGAGAAGAAAUUUGCCACGUUGACGACGAGCGUUUGCACGGACAAUUGGCCGACGAAUCGUCGCAACUGCUUUUGUACAGCUUGCCAAAGAGUUUUAAGACGUUGUUCUCGCUGCCCGCGGAAAUCGGCGCCGAUCGCCCGCCACCGACGACGGCGGAAACGCAGAUGACCAAAGGAUUGAUUUGCGCCGCGAACGGACCUCACUGUGUGCAUUUUUAUGUCGUCGGAUAUACGAGUGGGCGAUUAGUCGACUGCGCGCGGAACAAAUCGCAAACAGAAAAAAAAUAUUCUGAUCAUGAUGAUGAACAGUGUUGACGUAUAUGCGCAUUAUUAUAUAUUAUUACUACUGACAAUUGAGAAAGAGAUGAUCAUAUAGUCAUUCUAGAGUUCUUUAGCGCGGGAGAAAACACACUCACACAACAUUACCCUUAGGCAAACUAACUACUAGUAGCGAGUAGGCGAGGAAUCGAGAUGAUAAAAAAGUAUUAUUCUUAAUUAAGGUUAAAUACAUAUACAUUAAAAAACGACAAGGUUUAAAGAGAGGAACCCAUCAGCCCCGAAGUUUCCUGCCCUGUAAUUGUAAAAAGUCGCUCUUUUACUCUAUAUUCCUGUCUCACUCUCUCUCACACACACACGCGAUUAUUAUGAUAAUAUGCAUAAAACAAUUCAAUGAUGAUGAUAAAUAAUUAAAAUAUUUACAUGACGAGGUUUAAAUGCUGUAAGAUAAAACAAGAGUGAUCCAUUGAGAUGCAUCUAGAUAAGCACUUUGACUUAUGAUUAAACAAAAUAUUGUUGUGUAAAAUUAAUUAAUUAAUUAAUUGACUAACAUUAACUCCAUCUCUGUGAAUUAUCACGAUUUUGUAUGAUUUCCCACCAACGUGCUGCCGCCACUUUUGUUGCUUGUUCAGCUGUGAUAAUUGCGCGCAUUUUGAGUGUUACACAAUCUCGCUGUGUUAAUUUUUAUUCGGCUCCUGCGUUGAUUGUUCUCCGACUGCAAGGUGUACAUUAGCCAAUUCUGUUGAUUUGUUAAAAACGGCGCACCGCCAAUCACUUUUCUCAGUUUUCUCGAAUGUUGUGUUAAUUUCCUGCAUUACGAACACACACACGUGUAAAAACUGAGGCUUAUAAUAGAGUUGUGCAAGCGGCAGAAGGAUUUAUUCAGUAAUUCAGCUGCCCAGAAUUUUUAUUGUAAAAUUAAGUCGAUUGAUUCUUGUUUGCUAAUAGUUAAGUCAGGGUUAUGAGCCGGCAGAAGAGCCAUUAUUUGCGUGUGGAAAUUAAACGGUGUGCAUUAUUUUCUAGUUCAUUUGUCCAGAGUACAAUAUUAUAUAAACAUGCGACUAAUUUUCCUCCAUUCCAUUAUUGGAAUUAAUUAGUAAUUUGACUUUUGAGUACUUAGAAGAAGCGUAAUUAUGUACAUAAAAAUAACCUCAAGCUACUCUCAGCAUUAUAUUAUAUGAAAAGCGUAUGAAGUUGAUCAUUAGCCAUACAUCUUGAAUUGCUAUUUAAGGUUAAAAAAGCAAAACAUAGCCUUACAAGGCUGACACACUGCUGUAAAAUGAGUUAUUUCGUGCGCGCAUCAGUUGACAGAAAAUAUCACAAGGUACAAAAAAAAAGUAAAGAAAUUUUGGUGGUCAAUGAUAUAUUUUUAUUAUCAGCGCAGGGCUAUAAACAUUUAGCAUACCUCUUUAGUCGAGUUGCUUUGAUCUCGCUACUUUCGGAUAUAAUUCUAGUCAGUCUCAUGAUGAGUGAAAAUUUUGAAAUCAAAAAGCCCGGAUUAGCAAAACGUUGUUGAGAGAAACUGCUGGCAGAAACAUUUCGAUGUCGUGUGGAAAGAUUCUUUGCUUUUCAGUAGUUUUGCGCAGUCACUUUUUAUUUAAUCGCGUUUCAAGAAGAAGGCGUUUGACAACCAGUGUAAGAGAGAUAUCAGUUUGCUGCUUAAAAUAUAAUCGAGAGAAACGAUGGGAUAAUAUCCUUAAUAGUCGCGAGAAUUUGUCUUUAAGGACUAGGUUUAGGUCUAUAAUGAUACGAGUAUAAAAAGAGGUUUCUUUUAGCGUCUCAGCGCGAGUUACUCUCUCUCACUAUCCCUUAAUUAUUGCUCUUGAUUAAGAAAAUCGUAAACUUAUUCUUGCAGUAGCUGAAGAAAGCAGUUCAGUCUGUUUAUCGAUAAGAUUCAACUU
This is a messenger RNA of Neocloeon triangulifer, 4057 nucleotides long. Its product is annotated as CUGBP Elav-like family member 4. Lineage: Eukaryota; Metazoa; Arthropoda; Insecta; Ephemeroptera; Baetidae. The transcript has 14 exons. The record is from RefSeq and is a predicted model, not a curated record. Gene Ontology annotation, molecular function: mRNA binding. Gene Ontology annotation, cellular component: nucleus; ribonucleoprotein complex; cytoplasm. Gene Ontology annotation, biological process: mRNA splice site recognition; regulation of alternative mRNA splicing, via spliceosome. Bases 604 to 1698 code for a protein of 364 amino acids.